AUGCCCUUCCUACCCCCACUGACUAGUGUACUGAGCCUUUACGUAGCGGGCGUCAUUCGAGACACGAUAUAUUUGGAUGGAGGUGAGCUCUGGUGGAGGAGGGGGCUCACAGAUGGCACCUAUGAUGGGGUCGACAAAGAUGCUUCAGUUGAAGGUCAAGUGUUUACACUUCCACUUUCUACUCCUUUUGACACGGCACACACCAAUUUGACUGGCCUGUUCGGUCGCAUGAACGCCAUCAAUGGUGCAUCCGCCAGUCUUACUCCAAAUUAUGUCGACGGUGCCAUGCUUGCCAAUGAUUAUGAGUUCAUUCUCUAUGGGGGCCUCCACCGCCAAACAGACAAUCCUCCGCCUGAAGAUCAGACUCUCUCGUAUGAGCGGUACUACUCGGGACAAGCAGGCUCCCCGAAUUGGAAAGAGGGAUUUGUUCUAACCCACACCAACAACAACGUAACUCGAUAUAUCACCCAUGGUGCCGGCGUAUCCGUUCCCAGUGAGAACAGAGGGUACUAUUUCAGCGGGAUGCGCGGAGAAAACUGGGGCCCAAUCGCUAUUGCGGGUCCCUUGGCCAACGAUUCUGCGAAUUCUCUUGUUUCAGUGGACAUGAGCAAAUGGAGGGAUGAAGAGUGGGACAAGUCGACUUUACCUCCAGAUAUCAUUCCGCGAGGCAAGGCAGAACUUGCCUGGGUCCCUGUCUCCGACAGUGGAGUGCUCAUAGCUAUUGGUGGCGUCCCAUACCCUGAGGAUGUUUUCAAGGGUGGCAGCCUAACUGCUAACCAAACUCGUGAUAACGAACGGCUGGGGGACAGUUUCAUGAAGACUGUAUCUAUAUAUGACAUUGCAAGCAAAAAAUGGUUCACGCAAAAUACUACUGGCAUCGCUCCUCCCGGGCGUAGCGACUUCUGCUCAGUUGUAGCGUCUGCCAAAAACGGGAGCUCACACAACAUCUACAUUUAUGGCGGCUACGGUGGUAGUGAUCGAAGCGAGAAGGCAUUCGACGAUGUAUAUAUUCUCUCUGUGCCGUCCUUUACCUGGAUAAAGGCAUCUCAGGGGCAGAGCGAGCACGGUAGACGCGGGCAUAAAUGCGUUAAAGUCUAUCCUAACCAGAUGUUUGUUCUUGGCGGAGAAUUUCUAGGCAAGUCGAUAUGCUUAAACGGAGGUGUCAUUCAAGUCUACAACUUGAACACUCUUAGCUUCCAAAACGUUUAUGAUCCUGAAACAUGGGAAGAAUACAAGGUCCCUUCGCUCGUGGUUGAUGAGAUAAGAAAUGCUGAUGGCGGUGCCACGGUCAAUGACGACCUACGUGCUAUUUUCUCGCGAACUUAUUCUAAACCCAUUAAAACGUAUUACCCCUACAGAGCCACAGAGACUCCUUCGGAGCCAGAGCCAUCUGGUGGAGGUGGCCUCCCAAACUGGGUUGGCCCGGUGCUGGGGGUGGUUCUUGGGCUCAUCUUGAUCACGGGCUUGGUCGUCGCUUGGCUUCUCUGGCGUAGACGCAAGGAUAGACGGUACGCUCCUAGCGAGGGUGCUACGAGCGAAAAGCGGAGCCGGAUUAUGGGCUGGAUCUAUGGAACGUCGAUGCCCGGCAAGAAUAUUGAUGCAACUACCACAGCAACAACGACUGAUCAUGGCCCGCCGGAGAAACACAUGUCAGCGGGUUAUUCCGAGGUCGGAAACGAAUCUGUCACAACGCCGCAUUCGAGACCUACCAUUGUAUAUUCGGACCUCAAUGAGGCAGCGAGCUCACCAGUGCAUGAACUUCAAGCUAGUUCACGCCCGGCGCUGGGUAUGCAACCGCUCCACGCAGAUUCUGCCGACCGAUCUCGUAACGUAUUUUCAGGCGCCACGAUUGCGACGCCUUUGGAACUUCCCACCGAAUAUAACGAGUCCCCGAUCUCUCCGCGCCCUCGAUUCCCCAGCGAUGCCGGAAGCUUCAUUAGCCCCGUUUCCCCUGAACCAGGACCCGUUUCCCCACCAGCCAGCCCGCCUCCGCAGCUACUUUCCUCGCGGCCAACGCACAAUCGGCAUAAUUCAUCGCUAUCGAGCAUGGGCUUUCCCACCUCAAUGAACAACGCGGCCACAGGCGAACAUCACGACAACACUGACAGAGUGAUCAAUGAAGAGGAGAAUUUACAACGAAACCAUUUUGUUUCAGGCAUCACAGAAGACUUUUCGUCUGACUCAGAAUCAAACCAUGGUGGCGAGCCGGAGGUCAAAACAUGGUGA
This is a messenger RNA of Uncinocarpus reesii 1704, 2226 nucleotides long. RefSeq lists its product as uncharacterized. The coding region runs from base 1 to 2226 and encodes 741 amino acids. The record is from RefSeq and is a predicted model, not a curated record. Gene Ontology annotation, molecular function: protein binding. The transcript is spliced from 7 exons. Lineage: Eukaryota; Fungi; Ascomycota; Eurotiomycetes; Onygenales; Onygenaceae. Gene Ontology annotation, cellular component: cell cortex of cell tip.